Molecule: messenger RNA, 762 nt
Organism: Cinara cedri
Lineage: Eukaryota; Metazoa; Arthropoda; Insecta; Hemiptera; Aphididae
Source: the annotation of a GenBank genome assembly
AUGGCUACGCGUACCGAUUUAUGGGCUUUAAUGCCGUACGUAUUCGUCGCCGCGCCCUUACGGGCUGCGGUGGCGGCGGCGGCGGUCGCUCGGGUGGCGGUGGAGACGGUCGGGCGGGCGGCCAUGUCGGCAGCACGUGUCCGACCGAAUGACGCAUGCGCUCAGUGCGGGCUAUUGAUCCUCUCUGGCGCGCGCCGUCAUCCUCCGCCUGUAUUGCGGUCAACUCGACGGGGCGGCGGUGGUUACCCCGCUCCCGGUCCCGUAUCCCCCGUUUCCGCGUUUCUCGCUCGUUCUAUCUCUCGCCUAUCCCACCCGUUCGCUGCCGCUAUCUUUUUCUCUCCUCUCUCUCGCCUCAAUGGUCUCGUUCUCGUUUCUCCCACUCGGCCGCUUCCCCCGUACUUUUUCUUUCUCUCAUUCUUUCUCACUCUGUUUCUCUCUCUCCGUUUCCUCUAUUCUAGUUCCGUUGUCGUCGUUGUCGCCGCCGCCGCCGUCGCCAAUGCCACUGUUCUGUCCGGCUACGAUAGUGGCGGCGCGAUGGACCACGGGGGGGGGGGUGGUGGUGAGGGGAGUGGAGGGGAGGGGAAAGGGAGCGACGGCGGUGGCGGAUGUCGCGCCGCGUUCUCUGUUGUCCACGCGUGUCUGUUUCGGCGGCUGUUCGGUGCACGUGUACCCCCCGGCGGCGCCGCCGAGUCCUCCGGAAAACACCACGGACACGUUCGCUCCGGCAGUCGCCGACCACGUUUUAUUAGAAAAUCAGAAUGA